AUGCCCAACUUGUCGAAAUCUCCGAGAAACCUGAAACGAACGCGAUUCGCUUCCAUCGAGAUCCUGGCUCCCAAACCACGUUUCCGCUGGCCAAGUCUCCGGCCGAGGACUUCCGUCUCACAGCGCCCGCCCACCCUCUUACCUUCGUUCUCCCGUGAGCCUCAACCCAGCAAGUUCUCACGAAUCCUCCGCCUGCUCGUUGGCACACACGCCAGCAGACGAGCCCAGUCCCGUCUCUGGGGCCUCCGACACGAGACCCUGCCGGCCCUCCGUCACCGGGCACAAUCACGGAUCUAUCGAGCAAUCGUCAAACGCCAAGCACGACUCGCAGCGCGCGAUCGCAGACUCGGCGGAGGAAUCGUCUCGUACCUUCUCGGCCCACGACGAAAAUUCCGUACCUGGAGAGCCAACUCGGCAUCCGUUAUCAACUCCGCUACAAGACGCUCGAAGUCGAUCCGAGCCCGUUCCGAGCCGAAGGAAGCCGCGAGAGAUCCAAUGGCGCAGCCGGGGCCUUCAUCGACGUUCGGAGCUGGAGGCGCUGAUGGCGCCGGUGCCCCUGGUAGCCGUCGCAAGAGGGUCUACGAGUACUUCAAGGCUGCGAAUGAGUUGCGCCAGGCCUACACGUCUCAAUGGUCCGGACAGAGAAAUGACCAUGAUGAGGAUUACUACAACACACCCGGUGCAUUCCCAGACGUCGAAAUUGCGCGAUCGGGCGAUGAAGAGAUGGUUCUUUUCCCAAGUUACGCUAGAAAAUUGACGGAAAGGAAGAAGAGCGAUGCCAGCACACGUCCGCGACGUGAAUCCUGGUCAGAAACCAUCGAUGAAUACCGGGGUUCUUCCCAUGGCGAUGAUAACGGUACACCUGGCUGGGAUGAAAUUGACACUGAGAAUGCGGUCGUGGCCGUUGACGUGCGUGGCUGGAUCUACGCUCCUGGCCGAGGACCGUUGAGUCGAAAGCACCGUUUGAUGAUCGCGCUGGCCAGGAAGCUAAGCGGUAUUUCUGCGCCAACUGGAACGGCGAAUGAUGAAAACGACGAUAAGGUCUCAGGCAAGGGAGAUGAUGAAUAUGUGGACAAGCAGGUGCAAAAUCUAGUCGAUACGGCUGAGAAGGAAGCAGAUCCGGCUUGGAAGAGCACACAUACAGAAAAGCCGGAUGGACCUGUACAACUGACCAAAGAUGAGCUUUCCAUGGCAAAUGCUCAUCUCAUGGAGCGACUCCGUCCGUUCCUGACAAACCCUGUCAGUAGUAUGCCCGUCACUGUGUUCUUCUUUGAUGAGAAUGAAAGCAAGUCUCGGAACAUCACGACAGAUGAAUCGGGUCACUUCCAUCUUCGGGCCGCGUUGCCAUUUGUACCAACCCACAUUCGCGUGCUGGCAUCGGAGGAUUUGUCUGCUGCACGGCCAAUUGAGAUCAUCGAUCCUGUUGGCAUCAGUUUGAUCAGUGACAUCGAUGAUACAGUGAAGCACUCGGCUAUUGCUGGUGGGGCCAAAGAAAUGUUCCGCAACACAUUUGUUCGUGAGUUGGACGAACUCACAGUUGAAGGAGUCAGUGACUGGUAUGGCAGUUUGGCCAAGCAGGGUGUUCAAAUUCACUAUGUGUCCAACGCUCCAUGGCAGCUGUAUCCUCUCCUCGAACGAUACUUCAAGAUGGUGGGCCUACCACCAGGCUCGUUCCAUCUCAAGCAGUACUCUGGAAUGCUGCAGGGGAUAUUUGAGCCCACAGCAGAGAGAAAACGUGGAUCUUUGGAGCAGAUUCUGCGGGACUUCCCUGAACGCAAAUUCAUUUUGGUUGGUGACAGCGGCGAGGCUGAUCUGGAGGUGUACACUGAGAUCGUCCUGGCAAACCCUGGCCGCAUCUUGGGUAUCUUUAUCCGUGAUGUCACGACCUCGGCGCCCCAAAGAUUCUUCCAGAAAUCUGUCAACCAUCUUGAUUCGUCUAACCGCAGUCGCAGUUCACCGGACGUGAAGGAUCAGUCAGAUGCGGCCUCCAACAGACCAACUCUGCCGCCUCGUGCAUCUCCGUCUCUGCCAGGGGUACAUAUACCUUCACCGGACGCUGCGCCACAGGACAUGGACCUCGAAGACUUGAUUGAUCUUACAGAUCUUAUCAUUGACAACAAGCCACCUCCGUCUGGACUUACCCACCCUGACCAACCACGUCCACCUCCGGUUAAGCCAGUCAAGCCAUCUGCAUUGCGUAUGGUUUCCACACCUGCGGACCUUUUGAAAGCCAGACCGGCUAGGCCUUCCGCGUUGCGACAAAGCACCACAGCUGGUGAUAUUACGAGGGAAAGCAGUCCCGCACCAGCACGUCCUUCACAAGAAGUUCCUCAACGCAAGCCGGCUCCUCCUGUUCCACCUAAGCGUGGAUCUGCACCCAAGACCGAGUCAUUGAUUGACGCAGAGCCCUCGCCAAUCACUCGCAGAAGCACGACUGGGCCAUCCACAGCUGGGUCAUCUACGACUGGAGACUCAUCAUCAUUGCUCGGCAAUCUCAACGAUGAUUCAUCAAGUUCCCGAUCUUCGUCCCCACCAGGCUCAAAGCAACAGCCACCUUUCCCUCCACCCCGUCGUGCAAACACUGCAUCGCCAACCGCCCAGUCCGACUCCAGUGGAUCAUCGACACCCCGCCCCGCAGCAAGUUCCCUUCAAUCCUACCCAGCAGCGGCCGCUCAAGCUGCAUACCAAGGAUUCCAAUAUGCAAGCGAGCGGCUGAAUCUGUCGCCAGGUCCGUCUAAUGGGUCACGGCAGGCUCCAGCUGGACCAAACAACGAAUCGGGAAUGCCUCCCGUACCACUCCCGAACAAACGCGAGGAGCUCUGGCGCCGUCGCUGGGAGCGUGCUUCUGAGGUCCUUGAAGACCAUGGGGUUGUGCUGGGUAGUUGGCGCGUUGGAACUGAUGCCCAACCUGUUUGUAGCUGGUUAGUGAAGGAGGCGAUGAAAGAUAUGGAGGCUGUUUCUAGGAAGAAAUAG
Molecule: messenger RNA, 2973 nt
Organism: Penicillium nucicola
Lineage: Eukaryota; Fungi; Ascomycota; Eurotiomycetes; Eurotiales; Aspergillaceae
Product: phosphatidate phosphatase App1 family protein
Exons: 2
Coding region: 1-2973 (990 amino acids)
Cellular component (GO): actin cortical patch
Molecular function (GO): phosphatidate phosphatase activity
Source: RefSeq, a predicted model, not a curated record